This is a messenger RNA of Myzus persicae (green peach aphid), 600 nucleotides long. RefSeq lists its product as uncharacterized. The coding region runs from base 1 to 600 and encodes 199 amino acids. The record is from RefSeq and is a predicted model, not a curated record. Lineage: Eukaryota; Metazoa; Arthropoda; Insecta; Hemiptera; Aphididae. The transcript has a single exon.
AUGAAUCCAAAAGAAUUAAAUAUUAAAAAAUUACAAUUUUUAGAGCGUAUAUCAAAGACCAAUGAAGAAAUUAAAGAAUUAGAAAAAUCAACGAAAAAUCAGACUGAAAGCGAACUAUGGAAAGUAGAGAGAAGUAUACGACUGACAGCCUCAAAUUUUGGAAAGGUUUGUAAACUACGAGCAACAACUUCAAGAAAAAACACUGUUAAAAAUAUAUUAUAUAAUACAUAUGCCGGUAAUUUAUCGACCAACUAUGGCAUCGAAAAUGAACCAAUAGCAAGAAUUUCCUUCGAAAAAGUGAUCAACUCAAAAAUCAAACUAGCUGGUUUAUUUAUUGAUAAGACAUAUCAUUUUUUGGCUGCAAGACCUGACGGGUUAAUCGAAGAUGAUGGUAUAAUAGAAAUUAAAUGUCCAUACACUACUAAAGAUUUACGACCUGAAGAUGCUAUUCAAUGUGGAAAAUUGAAAUUUGCGACAGUCGUCGAUGGAAAAUUAAAUUUAAAAACAAAUGAUAAUUACUAUUAUCAAAUACAAGGACAAUUACACAUAACACAAAGAUCUUACUGUUAUUUCAUUUUGUGGUCAUCCAAAGGUAUAUAA